UCCGGUAGCGGCGGGAUCGCGGCCGUCGCCAUCUUUUCUUCACCGACCGUGUGCGAGGCGGCGUCCGGCGAGCGCGAUGGCGGGCAGGCACCAGGCGAAGCGUUUCAGGCUCGACAGGGAUGGUGGAUCUGAAAACCACAAUAAGAUUUUGCCAUCUGCUGUGGUACAUGUCCGGGGCCUGCUCGAUGGAGUCGUGGAAGUGGACCUCAUGGAAGCUCUUCAGGAUUUUGGCAACAUCAGUUGCGUAAUGCUGAUGCCAAGGAGAAAGCAAGCACUGGUGGAGUUUGAAGACAUCGGUGGUGCUUGUAGCUGUGUGAAUUAUGCGGCAGACAACCCCAUUUAUGUUGCUGGGCAGCUGGCCUAUAUUUGCUUUUCCACAAGUCAGAAAAUUGCCAGGCCAGAUGACGACGACUCCAAAUGCAAUAAUGUCCUAUUGAUCAACAUUGGCAAUCCUAUUUAUCCUAUCAAUACAGAUGUUCUGUACACAAUCUGCAAUCCUUGUGGGCCAGUUCAAAGGAUUGUGAUCUUUAGAAAGAAUGGAAUUCAAGCAAUGGUGGAAUUUGACUCUGUUCAAAGUGCGCAGAAGGCUAAGGCUUCUCUUAAUGGUGCUGAUAUUUAUUCUGGAUGUUGCACUUUGAAAAUAGAAUAUGCAAAGCCAACCCGCCUGAAUGUCUUUAAGAAUGAUGCUGAUACCUGGGACUAUGUAAACCCAAACCCUGGUAGACCAGGUAAGACCAUAAUAAAGCCUCCAAGCAAGCGUUCAAGACCACCUGCCUUACUUGGUGAUGCUCCAUCCAACUUUGGUCACGGCUAUCCUCCCUCAACAUAUCAUGGCUUUUAUGAUGAUGAUGACGAUGAUUAUACUCCGCCACAUCGUUACGAAGGCAGGGGGAUGGGUCCUCCACCACCACCACCUCCAGCCUCAGGUCCUCGGAGGGGUCCACCUUCACGGCGCUACUCAUCUCAGUAUGGCUCUCCAAAUCAGCCACCUCCUCUUUCACCACAUGGUGAUUACGGUCCUCUAGCAGAUAGUCCAGUCCUGAUUGUUUAUGGGCUAGAUACUAAGAGAAUGAACCCGGAUAGAGUGUUCAACGUUUUCUGUCUCUAUGGAAAUGUGCAUAAGGUUAAGUUCCUGAAAAGCAAACCUGGAGCUGCCAUGGUGGAAAUGGGGGAUGGAUUUGCAGUAGACCGAGCCCUCACAUGUCUAAACACUGAAAACUUUCUGUUUGACCAGCACAUAAAUGUAUGUGUGUCAAAACAGAAGGUAAUUGUUCCUGGCCAGUCAUUUGAGUUGGAUGAUGGCUCUUGUAGUUUCAAGGAUUAUGCAACUAAUCGAAAUAACCGCUUCACAAAUGUAAAGCAAGCUGCCAAAAAUCGAAUCCAGAAGCCCAAUAAUAUGUUACAUUUCUUCAGUGCUCCUCCAGGCAUUGGAGAAGAAGUAUUCCAUCAGAUAUCGGACAAAGUUGAUGUGAAGAGGCCUAAAAGUGUCAUAUUUUUCAGUGGGAAAGGUGGAUCUAAAGGAAAUCAAGGUGAGAAAAGUUCUUCUGGGCUCCUGGAGUUUGAAUCAAAGUGCGAUGCAUUUGAGGCACUGGUUAUGCUGAAUCACUACAGGAUAAAAAACCCAGAUGGGCCUGACCUGUACACACUGAAGCUGUGUUUCUCGACUGCCUAACAGGAUCCUGACGUGGGAGCAGACACAAGGCUGAUCAUUGCUUUUGAUGUAUCCGGUUUUGUUCCAACUUGUUUUUUUUAUCAUUUAAAUGCUGUAACAUGUGGUAACCCAUGAAAUGGAAUUGUAUGUUCUCCAGUUAAAGGGCAGGUUUUUUUUAGUUUUCCCAUGAAUGAAUGGUUAGUAAAAUGUGGAAUGUGACUUAGUGGUUAGUAUGUACGAGCAACUAUUUCAACUUGUUUAAUAAUUGGAAAAUUCCUGCACUGCUUAAUACCGUACACUAUUUAUGUUACAGCUACAAAGUAUUAAUAAAUGAUUCUUUUAGUC
Molecule: messenger RNA, 1996 nt
Organism: Amblyraja radiata (thorny skate)
Lineage: Eukaryota; Metazoa; Chordata; Chondrichthyes; Rajiformes; Rajidae
Product: heterogeneous nuclear ribonucleoprotein L-like
Exons: 14
Coding region: 77-1672 (531 amino acids)
Biological process (GO): mRNA processing
Cellular component (GO): nucleus
Molecular function (GO): RNA binding
Source: RefSeq, a predicted model, not a curated record